AUGGCAUAUAAGCUGAAAAUAGUGUAUGUGGGAGAUUUGGGACCAUUCAAUCCAGGGCUUCCAGUUGAAGUACCUGUGUGGCUCGCUAUUAAUCUGAAACAGCGACAGAAGUGCAGGAUUGUAGUUCCAGAUUGGAUGGAUGUGGACAAACUUGAACAAAUCAAGGAACAGGAGCGUAAAGAAGAAACCUUCACUCCGAUGCCCAACCCACAUUACAUGGAACUGACUAAGUUGCUGUUGAAUCAUGCCUCUGACAAUAUUCCCAAAGCUGACGAAAUCCGGACCUUGGUAAAAGAUACUUGGGAUACUCGCAUUGCAAAGCUGCGGUUAUCUGCAGAUAAUUUUGUGAAUCAACAAGAGGUGCAUGCAAAGCUGGACAACCUCACAUUAAUGGAGAUUAACACAAUCGGGACUUUCCUCACAGAAUCACUGAAUCAGUUGCACAGUCUCCGUGCAAACCUUCAGCCUGGGGAGAAAGCUCAGUCACAGGACUAUUAAACUGCUUUCUUCAAGGAGGUGAUCCUCUUCUUUAAAAAGAGGAAAGUUUGGAGAAGAGCAGGUGCAGGUGCAGGUGCAAGCGCAGGCAGAACCAAGUUCAGCAGGGAAGAGACAGAAGGAGGGUGGGAUUAGUGUGCUGGCAACCUAAGAUCCUGGAAACAUCUCUGCAAGGUGAAAAACUAGUGCUUUGACAACUUUUUCACUCCUGUGUCAAAGGUUUCUCUUCUCAGGUGCUGACUAAGCAGUGAAGGACUUCCAAAACUUUUUGUUUCCAAUCUUUUGCUGUAGGUUAAAUUUUUCCUAAAUAAUGUGUUAUAUUAAAUAUGGUUUAAAAUAUAAAUGAGUGGUAGUGGGGAUGCUGUUUUUAAACAAAAACACAAGAAUAGUGGAUUUGGUAUAUAAAUCAGUGCUUUAAUUGUAUUUGCUCACUUUCUGAUUGCAUGGUAGACUUACCUGCCAUCUUUAUUUAAAUAAUGGUUUUGUUUGUUCACUUGUACCUGUUUAGUCACAUUUUUUGACAAUUUGGAAGACGGGGGUGGGAAGGGAAUGGUAUGAGAAAUCCAGAUAGUUGUUGGCUCAAUAAAUCUGAAGUGAAGGUAGUUUCUGAGCAUUGCACAUUACACAGCUUCACUAUUUCAAUUUCCACUCUAUUCUGAGCCAGUAGCUAGUGAUCAGAAUGAUAAAGGGAAGAGGUGCUAGGGUUAACCAGUGUGGACGAUGUACAGGGAAAACUAGCAAGAACUGUGUUCCCUGGACUGCUAUGCACCUUCAAUAUUUGACCAUAUUCACUUUACGUGGAAACUGGAUCAGACUUACUUGCAUUUGACUUCCUUUUAAGUUUGCAGUGAAUAGUUAUUUGAUUGUGGGGCAAUUUGUUUUUAAUUAUUUGUGGGACAUGGGCAUUGAUGGCUGGGCCAGCAUUUAUUACCCAUCCCUAGUUGUCUUUGAGAAAGUGGAAGUGAGCUGCAGUGCACCUGCUGUGACAAUCAGAAUCCCUACAGUGUAGAAACAGGACAUUUGGCCCAACAAGUCCACACCACCCCCUGCUGUAGAUCAUCCUACCCAGAACCACACCCCCACUUUCCCUGUAACCCUGCAUUUACCAUGGCUGGCCCACCUAACAUAUGCAUCCAUGGACAUUUAUAGGCAAUUUAGCUUGGCCAGUCCACAUAACCUGCACAUCAUUGACUGGAGGAAAGCAGAGCACCCAGAGGAAACCUGCACAGACACCAAGAGAUGGUGCAAACUCCACAAUCACCUGAGGGUAGAAUCAAGCCUGGGUCACUGGAGCUUUGAGGCAGCAGUGCUAACCAGUGAGCCUGUGCUAUAGAUUGAUCCACAAUGGUAUCGGAGAGAAGUCCAUGAUUUUGACCCAGUGACAGUGAAAGAGUGCAAUUUUCAGCCAUGUCAGGCUGUUGAGUGGCUUCAGGAAACUUCAGCUGGUGGUGUUUCUGCAAAUCUGCUGUCCUUGUCUUUUUCCAUGGAAGUGGUUGUGAGUUUGGAAAGUGCUGCUUAAGGAUCUUUGGGGAAUUUCUGUAGUGUAUCUUGAAAUUGCUACACAUUGAUGCUAAGUAGCAGCAGUGGUGAAGGGAGUGGAUGUGGUACCAGUAAAGUGGGCUGCUUUGUCCUGAAUGGUGUCAAGCUUCUUGAGUGUUGUUGGAGUAACACUCAUCCAGGCAAGUGGGGAGUAUUCCAUCUCAGUCCUGUCUUGCAGAUGGUGGACAGGCUUUGAGGAGUCAGGAUUUGAGUAGAAUGCCUCACAUCAUCCAUCUACCAACUUGACUCAAGUCAAAGCCACCCAAACUUUGCAGAAGAGCAGAAAAUCUGACUCUUUUCAGUUGCAAAGAAAGGUGUAAGUUAGAGGAGUUUGAUACUCGAUGUGCCUUGAAAGUUUUAAACUGCAGGCCUCCAGUUUCCAUUUUAACUUGUAUGUUUAUUUGGAGCAACUUUUGUAAUUCACAAAGAUUUCAACAUUCCUGCCUGUGGCAAUUUCAUGAUUUUAGUGUAACAUUUUUACAAUAAAUCUGCUCCCUGAAGGA
Rhincodon typus (whale shark) is the source of this 2537-nucleotide messenger RNA. RefSeq names its product GINS complex subunit 2 (gene gins2). The coding region runs from base 1 to 498 and encodes 165 amino acids. NCBI's taxonomy places the organism in Eukaryota, Metazoa, Chordata, Chondrichthyes, Orectolobiformes, Rhincodontidae. Gene Ontology annotation, biological process: DNA replication; double-strand break repair via break-induced replication. Gene Ontology annotation, cellular component: nucleus; GINS complex. The record is from RefSeq and is a predicted model, not a curated record. The transcript is spliced from 5 exons.